Messenger RNA from Fusarium musae, 897 nucleotides. RefSeq lists its product as uncharacterized. NCBI's taxonomy places the organism in Eukaryota, Fungi, Ascomycota, Sordariomycetes, Hypocreales, Nectriaceae. The transcript has a single exon. Bases 1 to 897 code for a protein of 298 amino acids. The record is from RefSeq and is a predicted model, not a curated record.
AUGCGUAGCGACGUCCAGGAUCUGGCGAGGCAGCAUCCAGGUCUAGCGGAGAAAUAUCGCACUCUACAAUCUGAGCUGGACCAGCGUGUCGAUCAUGGUAGAGCUACAAAUACGCAGUCGCAAGAUCCGAUUAACAGAAGACACGCUGCUGCCAGGGAAUUCACCGAGUUGGCAGCUGAAAUCCGCAAGUUACCGGGGUUUGAAGACUUCAUGCUCUCCUAUAUGGAAGAUAAGAUCUGCGGUGCUUCAGAGCGCGGCCCAAUUGUGUUGAUCAACGUCAGCAGACUUCGUUGUGACGCUCUCAUUGUCUCGGACAGCCAGGUUCGUACAUUGGAGCUGCCUAGCAUAACCUUGGAGGAACUUGAGCGAAAGGUAAAGCCUUGGACUCUCGCAACUUCGCAGACCCUUCAGUGGCUUUGGGAUACCAUCAUGAGCCCCAUACUCAACAAGCUAGGUUUUACUGAUAUUCCGACGACGGGGAAGUGGCCCCAUGUCUGGUGGAUUCCAACCGGCCCUUUGGUUCAACUUCCGCUUCAUGCAGCAGGAUACCAUAGGCAACAAGGUUCGGAAGCACUUCUUGACAGGGUUAUUUCUUCAUAUGGGUUUUCGAUACGAAACAUAAUUCGUGGCCGUAGAGACUCUACCAAGUCCUCCUCCAAUUCUGAUCAGGCACUGCUUGUGGCGAUGGAGCACACACCUGGUUAUGACAUGCUUUCCUUUGCCAACGAAAAGGUUGAGUUGAUAGACGGUAUGGCCCGCUCUAUGAAGCUCGAGUCAAUCAUACCAACCCACACUAAUAAUGAGGUCAUUCGGUAUCUUUCAGACUGUAGAAUUUUCCACUUUGCCGGUCACGGCCUAGCUCAUACGGAAGACCAUCGACGAGUUGUCUCUUACUAG